Hirsutella rhossiliensis is the source of this 837-nucleotide messenger RNA. RefSeq names its product transcriptional activator of glycolytic enzymes domain-containing protein. The transcript has 4 exons. Lineage: Eukaryota; Fungi; Ascomycota; Sordariomycetes; Hypocreales; Ophiocordycipitaceae. The record is from RefSeq and is a predicted model, not a curated record. Gene Ontology annotation, molecular function: DNA binding. Bases 1 to 837 code for a protein of 278 amino acids.
AUGGCCGCCGGCGCCUUCUUGGAACUCCUGGAGUGGCUUCGAGAGGUGCUCCUGCAGGACGCUGUCUUCCUUCGCGAGUCCUACCCGACCAUCCUAUCUUUCAGGAUCCGCAAAGUUCAAGACACAUGCACACGGGACCACGAAGACAGCCAUACCACGGUCAUUCAAAAAGCGAUCCCGGUGGUUGCGGAGAAGCUGCGCACAGUACUGACUCAACAGACCUUUGGGGCUUCUUACGAACUAUGCACAAAGUUGGAUGAGUUUGCGCAGGCCACCUACACCGUCACCUUCAGCCCCGGCCAAGGUGCUGCAGGUCAACAUGCGGAGAUCGCGGGAGCUCAUCAACAGAGGCGCCGCGCUCCACGAGAGACGGUCCUCAGGUCCGAGAUAGGCCCUUCGCAAGCGGGCGGUCCGACAUACGCUCCGCUCUCUAGAGCAGCAGCAGGAAUGGUGCAAGCGGGCCAGGGCAAGCCCCAGGGAAGAGCGCAUGGCGAGCCGCCUGGGCCGCGCGAACCUCCGAGCUUCAAGCUCCCCGGCUGGGGCGAAAUGCCUUCUGUGGAUUCUCUUGAGCGAGACUGGGGUGCUCGAUGGCGGCCAUCUGCAGAGAAGAAUUACCUUUCCACGCGCAAGAUCAUCGUCGAUGAGGUUCGGAGGCGGGCCCAGUCGGACGGCUUAACUGAAGAUAUCGUGGCGAGGCAAAUGGACGAAGAACGUGGACCCAGCUCUUUGGAUAAGUUGUUCAAGGCCAUCCGAAAGGACAGGCAAGGCGAAAAGGGACACAAACGUGCGUCGGGGCAAUUCAACGUCGGUGGUAGCGAAAAGUCGAUGGCGCAGUGA